Molecule: messenger RNA, 2484 nt
Organism: Saccoglossus kowalevskii
Lineage: Eukaryota; Metazoa; Hemichordata; Enteropneusta; Harrimaniidae
Biological process (GO): regulation of apoptotic process
Molecular function (GO): protein binding
Source: RefSeq, a predicted model, not a curated record
AUGUCGUCAGCAUCGGAUGAAGAUGAUAGAGAAGAAGACUUAGAUCUAUUUCAUGAAUUCAUUGAAGAGAUAGGAGGACAAAUAAACAAACGUGUCUUCCGAAUUAUGAAACGUCUUUCCCGGAAUAAAAUACCACAGGGCAAACUCGAAUCAUUCGAGGACCCUGCAGAUUUAAUCACUGCACUGGAAGAAACAAAUAUAAUAUGUAGGACCAAUACUACGUAUUUAGCCCACAUUCUGAGAGUGGCCAAUGAAAACAAACUUGCCAAGCAGGUAGAGGAGUAUCCACUCAAACACCAUAAAGAUAUCCCAGUCCCAAUUAUGGUGGAGGGAACGCCUAAAGAUCGGGCUCUGUAUUGGGCAGCGGUGACAAUGUUCAAUAGAACAAUGGAGCGAAUCGCAAGCAGCAAUUUAUCUGUUAAAAUGGAGCGAAAACAAAUGAGCAAAGCUUUCAAAGACCUUGACGUCAACCUUGCUGGAGUAAAAAUAUCAUCAGUCAUACUUAUAGCCCGCUGCUGGGAUUUGAACGGAUUCCUGACAUUUAAAUAUGGUCUGAAACAUGGUCAGCUUGAAGAAUCAUUAACGAAAAUUCUCAUAACAGAUGAGAUGAAGGCCUUGGUAGCAGACUCUGGAAUCACCUUACGAAUAGUAGCUAAGGUUGAUCCGUCUGUUAUGGAGAAGGCUGAGAAAUAUUUCAGAGAAGUCGACGACGAAACAACGAUCUUUGCCGAUGCUAAGACGACCAGCACUAUUCAAUCAUUGGAUCCAAUGAUGAAAUCACUUGGCUAUUUGAAUCUCAUGUCGAUGACAUAUCCACAAAGCCCCAAAAUCGAAUCAUUCAAUGAGUUGACGUAUCGAACUGAGCAGGUCAGUGGAGAUGAAGUGGAGAUUGGGUCAUAUCAAACGGCUGAGCCUACAUAUUUCAGCGAAGCCGUGGAUGAUUUGGAAGGCAAGCAACGGAGCGUACUGGCUAUACAACUUGACACGAAAUAUACAACGACUGAUCAGCUUCUUCCCAUUCUUCAACAAUUCGGCGAUGUUGCAUCUGAAUACUGGAAACAGACGGAGAUCAAAGGGACGGUUGGUUUGGUUGCCAUGGAUAACUGUGAUGCGGACAUGAUGUCAUCAGCUAUCCCAGAGAAAGCAGAGAUGUUUGACCUCCUUGGUGUCAGGAAGAUUCUCCAUAUUGACAGCACAUACCAAUCCCAUAUAAGAGAAGAUGAAGGCAGUGUGUUUCCAUGUGACGACAAUGAUGUUUGCAAAUUUCUGAACCCACCUAUUCUGAAUAUCAAAGAAAUUGUGACAGGUCGACAAGCAGAGAGAAAUAUGAAACGCACAUCACUCAGGAAGAUAUCUCCACAAGAAUUGUAUGAUAUACCAGAAUCAUACAUGGACGUGGCUGCGUACAUCAUGGAGGUAGGCAGAGUGCUACUGAAGUCAACAAACGAGAAAUGUGCCAAACUACAAAACCAAUUAAGCGAGGAGACUGAAGCUGUGGUACAGAUGAAGGAGCGUCUGGCAGAACGGAUGCAGUAUGAGGAAAAGAUGUCCAAGCUAGUAGCUUGUCUACAGAUCGAGAAAAACCAAUCGGAGGAAGUUAAGUCGUCACUCACCUCCAAGUUAGAAGAGUUGGAUGCCACAGUGCAGAAGAAAGAAAAUCAAAUCAAACACUUGCAAUCCAGGCUGUCGGAAUUUGAAAACGAGAUCAAAGAACUGAAUAACGUGCAUAAAAGCGAACUAAUGAAAGCUGAAGUUAGUCAUCAGUUGACAAAACAGCUACUAGUAGAUGAAAAAAAGGCACGUGCAAGUGACGUAGAUGAACUAAAACACAGAGUUAAAAGCAUGGAAGAAAAAAUCAAUGACGAGAAAAAGGAGUCGGAGAAGGCUAAAUCUGAUGUUGAUAAAAGUGCUGCUGAUGACCAUGAUCAAGGAGAGAAGACACAACGCAAAAAGCAAAAGGACAAGAGAAAGUCCGAUGCUGAUGGGCAGGUACAGUACAUCCAGAGUGAUGGCGAAGAACAUGGUGAUGACCCUGGUGAUGGUGAAGACCUUGGUGAUGACAACGAUGGUGGUGAUGGUAAUGAUGAUAGUGACAUACUAAGUAAAGAAAAGAUGCAGAUUCAGGGGAAAACGCACAAGGGAAAGUCAGAUGCUGAUGAGCAAGGAACAGCUGAUGUCCAGAGUGAUGGCGAAGAACAUGGUGAUGACCACAGUGAUGUUAAAGAACAUGGUGAUGACAAAGAUGGUGGUGACGGUAAUGGUAAUGGUACUAGUGGUACACUAAGUAAAAAAGAAGUGCAGAUUCAAAGAAAAACGCAAAAGUCAGAUGCUGAUGGGCAAAAUACAGCUGAUGUCCAGAGUGAUGGGGAAGACCUUGGUAACGACCCCAGUGAUGGUGAAGAACAUGGUGAUGACGAUGGUGGUGAAGGUAAUGGUGAUAGUGGCAUACACAGUAAAGAAGAGGUGCAGAUUCAAAGAAAAACG